CGGAUUAUCACGUGCUUGUACUCUCACAUGGAUAUCAUUGUGAGAUCCUCUGUCGUAAUUUACACGCGAUUUCUAAACUAAAAUUAAUUUGUUUUGCCGUAUGCGAUUUUGCGGAUUAGCUUGAAGAUUGAUGUUGUAUGAAUUCAGCGGUAGGCACUAUGUUGUUGCGUGCACUAGUGAAGUGUUUCAAUCCCAAUCAAAAAUCUUCUACAUUACCGAGAGCUACACGUCAUCUUGAUAGGAGUUCUUUGAAGAAAUAAUUUUGGAUGUGAGGCAGUCGUAUUCUUUUGGAAAAGAUGUUUGGAAAUAUCGUGCUGGAAUGUAUGAUCAUCGUGCUUGUAGGCUUCAAGUUUGCCGCUCAAAUCGCGUCGAAUUUUCCUCAGUUGCCACCCAACUCAUCUGUCAAGACCGGCUCUGCGAGAAGCAGCUGUAUAAAAAUGGGUGAUGGUCUCAGUCCUGGUGAUCCGAAUUCAUAUUCAAAUCCAGAUGAAGUUGCGGUGUCAAAUCUUAAUUUGAUCUGGAAGAUAGAUUUUCAGAAAAAAAUUAUCUCUGGUAAAGUGACUUUAACUGCCAACAGAAAAAAGGGUGGUGUGAGGAAUUUGAUUUUAGAUUCAAGUGACCUUAAAAUAUUGGAGGUGAAAGAUGAUGAGUCAGGUAACAAUUUGGAUUUUAAAGUCCAUGCUCCAGAUCCGAAAUUUGGAUCAAAAAUUGAAAUUACAUUACCCAACUUAGAGAGUGAAAGGUACAAUAUUACAAUUGCUUAUGAAACUUCUCCAAAGGCUAGUGCUCUUCAGUGGCUGGAUCCUGAACAAACAGCUGGAAAGAAACAUCCGUACUUAUUUAGUCAGUGUCAGGUGACUGCACCAAGUGAUUUAGUUGUUUUAAUGAGUGCCAUAAGGCAGGGAGAACCUGCUGAUGUACCUGAAGCAUGGAAAGUUCAUCGAUUUCAGCAAAAAGUGCCAAUGCCCACUUACUUAAUUGCUAUUGCUGUAGGGGCUCUUGAAUCUCGUAAGCUUGGGCCACGCUCACAUGUGUGGAGUGAGAAAGAAUAUGUUGAUGAAUCAGCUAAGGAAUUUUCUGAGACUGAACUAAUGUUAUCUACUGCAGAAUCUAUAUGUGGUCCAUAUGUUUGGGGAAUAUAUGAUCUUUUGGUUUUACCUCCUUCUUUUCCAUAUGGAGGAAUGGAGAAUCCAUGCUUGACGUUUGUUACGCCAACAGUAUUAGCAGGUGAUCGAUCAUUGGCUGAUGUUAUUGCUCAUGAAAUUGCACAUAGCUGGACUGGAAACUUGAUUACAAAUAGAAAUUUUGAGCAUUUUUGGUUAAAUGAAGGUUUUACCAUGUUUGUGGAAAGAAAAAUUUUGGGAAGCAUGCAUGGAAAGGAAGCACGGUUAUUUUCUGCUUUUCGAGGCCUCAAGGAUCUGAGUGAUGCGAUAAAAACUUUGGGAGAUAAUAAUCCAUUAACUCAGCUGGUAGUAGAUUUAAAGAAUCUUAGUCCAGAUGAUUCUUUUUCUACCGUACCCUAUGAAAAAGGGCAUACGUUUCUUUACUAUUUAGAAGAGCUAGCAGGAGGACCAGAAAAAUUUGAUCCCUUUCUGAAAGAUUAUUUGGACAAAUAUAAAUACAAAUCUAUUGACACUGAUGAUUUUAAAAAGUAUUUGUAUGAAUAUUUCCCUGAAAAUGAAGCUUUAAAGAAAGUAGAUUGGGAGAAAUGGCUGCGUUCUCCUGGUAUGCCUCCAGUUUUACCUGAUUAUUCUACCUCUCUCGACAAAGCUUGUGCAUCUUUGAAAAACAGAUGGGUUGAAUGGUCUAGAGAUGGAACUAGCAAUUUCAGUAUAAAUGAUUUGAAAUCAUUGAGUGCCCUUCAAAUUCAAGAAUUUUUGACGCAGUUAUUGCUAGAAAAUCCUCUUUCAAUUAGCAAACUUGAAGCAAUGCAGAAAGCAUAUGAUUUUGAUAAUGCUAAAAAUUGUGAGAUCCAUUUCAGGUGGUUGCGCCUCUGCAUUAAGGGGCAAUGGUCAGAAAAAAUUCCAUUGGCACUGAAAUUUGUUACUCAACAAGGUCGAAUGAAGUAUGUACGACCUAUUUACAGGGACUUGUAUGGAUGGGAGGAGGCAAGGUUGAAAGCGGUUGAAAAUUUUAAGGCUCACAGAAAGGAAAUGAUGUUUGUUGCUGCCUAUGUGGUUGCAAAGGAUCUGCAUCUUGAAGAAAAAUGAAUAUGAAGAUUAUUAGAUAAAUAAUUACAUUUAUAAUGGUUUCAGAGGUAACUGUGUUUUGUGGCUUGACAAAGUGUAAUUUAUGCUGCAAUUUUUAUGUAAAAUUUGAUGAAAGUAAAUUGUUUUAUUAUGGAUUUUGGAUAAUUUUUGUGUAUAUCUUUCAGAAAUUAAAACUGAUGAAAAACGAAAAAACUAUUCCUUUAUUGUAAUAGUUUCAUGUGUGUAUAAAAUAUAAACAAUGAAAAUGAAAUGUUGGUUAAUAAUGUUUGAAACAUAUAAUUCUAUAAUAUAUCAUAACUAAAAUAUAUUGGUACAAAAUCUUACUCUAUUUUUACAAGAAUCUAAUUUUAGUUGGUGUGUUUUGUAAGAGAAAGAGAAGUUCCCAUUUUAAAUAAAACUACUGUGAGAAACUGUUCAUGUAAUGUUGAAAUUUGUAGGGAAGGAAUUAAUAAAUAGUAAUUUGUUAUAGC
This is a messenger RNA of Gryllus bimaculatus (two-spotted cricket), 2680 nucleotides long. NCBI's taxonomy places the organism in Eukaryota, Metazoa, Arthropoda, Insecta, Orthoptera, Gryllidae. The record is from the annotation of a GenBank genome assembly.